This is a messenger RNA of Amoebophrya sp. A120, 4842 nucleotides long. The record is from the annotation of a GenBank genome assembly. NCBI's taxonomy places the organism in Eukaryota, Dinophyceae, Syndiniales, Amoebophryaceae.
GCUCAAUUGGAUUUGUCAGUUCCCAUUCUUCCCAAGAUCGAAUUUAGGUUUUUCUUUCUCUGAGUGAACCUUGAGAACCGUUUCAGCCCCUAAAGGAGCUCGUGAACAAGGUACAGGGAUGUGAUUUUGCACGAUUUAUUUAGAUCUGUUUCGUUUGUAAAUGUCUGACAAUCUCAAGGAGUUGUUGUUUCAAUACAGUACGAAAUAUGCCGUGUGAACAAGUUGAGCGAUUCGAGGUGCUGUUGCCAGUGCAGCAUCGCGGCUCAGCAGAUUGGGAUGAUAAGUUGCUUGGCAAGGCCAAGAAAGGCGAGACCAUCACGGGGAGCCUAAUCACUUCCGACGGGCGGGAAUGGGUCUGUCUGGCCGACCAAAUGUCUUCGGACAUCUUUUUGCCGCUCGAGGGCCCCAAUGGACAACAGAUUCUAAGGCGGCUAGGUGCUAAACCUUUUGGAGGUUCAAGGGUGCCACUACUGCCAUCAGCUCCAACGGACGACAGCAGGAAACCCGCUUCCACUCCAUCGGAACUUAACCUGUUACACAUAAAGGGCGAUCAGAAAUUCGGUGUUCCAGCCUCAGUGAAAAAGCAACAACGAAGCACACAGGAGACCCGGGCAUCGGGCGCUCCGACCGCAGGGGGUGGAGGAGCUCGCGUCCUCGGAGUAGCGGCGCCUCUCUCUGCGGGCCUGCGGUCGAAACUGGCGCAAAAGAAAAAGCCGGAAGGUCCGGUGCAAAAGAGCGGGCCGGCGGUGCAGUUGACAUCUGCAGCAACAUCGCACUUGCGAAACGACGCAUACAUGCGGGAGUUCGAAGAACAUCUGAGGGACGAUGGUGUAUCUGGAACGGAGGCUGAUCCAUAUUUGCACGUACAAACUGCGAAGAUGUCGUCGCAGCGGCCGCUCGAGAAUGUGCAGGUUGAACAACAUGUCAGAAACGGUAGCAACGAAGAAAUGUGUUCUGCCAAUAUGAAAACCGAAGAAGUUCCUGUUUCUGGUGGUUCACCGUUGCAGGAACUGCGUCACUUCGAAAUCGCUUCUAAUUCCAGUUCUUGGACGUCGGUCAAACACGGUCAGGAACGCGAACACUGGGCCGCCGGGCGAUGGAUAGAUGUGAGUGACAGGAACAUUCUGUGCAUGGCCAAAAACCGUGCCGCCACGCACGUUCUCGUGGGAGGCUGCGACCAUUUGGUAAAAGAAUUGGAAGUGAGUAGUGGCACUGUAUCGCGGUUGUUUUCUGCUCCAUCUUCGGAGACGCUCGGCCACAAGGACUGGGUGACUGCCUGUUGCUACGCCGAAGCCGACGAGUCAACGGUCAUAUCCGGUGGCGCGGACAGUAAGAUCUGUGUUUGGAGUGGCGGAGGCGGCGGAUCGUCAAGUAGCUCAACUGCUGCACUUGCGCGCGGCCGUGGAGGCAGAAGCAGCGCCGCCGCUCGAAUCGCCUGCAAGGAGCUUGCUGGGCAUCGGGGGUCCAUCUCAAAAAUCCUGGCCAAAGGAACGCUCGCCGUGAGCGCGUCGUACGACAAGACACUGCGGGUGUGGGAUCUGAAAACCAAGCGGGAAGCCUGCACACUGGCAGGGCACUCCGCGCCAGUGCUGGACUUUCUGUGGUCAUCACGAGGUGGAUCCACUACUUCCUCUGCGCAGGACAGCAGCUUCAUACUUUCCGGCGAUCGGUCUGGGGUUUGCAAGCUGUGGGACCUCGGGCGAGCGCGAUCAUCCACCACCGGAACCUGCAUUCAGACGCUCACUGGCCACAAGGGGCACAUCACUGCGCUGCAAGACAUGGCGUGUAGUCCUCCUCGCCCAGAAGAAGAAUCCUCACAGCCGCAGUCUGCUGCAAUGCCAGCUACACCAACAUCAACUCUAUUCCUCACCGGCGCGCAGGAUGGACACGUGCGGGCAUGGGAUCCGCGGCAGGCGAGAUGCGCCCACAAUUUCGCGCUCCACACGGGAGCUGUGAACAACAUCCUGGUCCACGGCGAGCGCAACAUUCUCACGGUGGGCGCGGACGGUGUCGUGAAGUGGACGGAUGUUACUGCGGGAUCGAGUUUCUUUGAGCUAGGCCCUGUUUCGGGUGACUUUGUCUACACCGCGAACCUGGUUGCGAACACCCUGGUGCUAGGCGACGGCCACGGCUUCCUUACCUUCGUCGACGCUGUGAGUGGGGAAAUGCGCAGCCAGCAGAAAAUCUGCGAGAACGCCAUUCGCGCAGUCGUGGUGGCCAGCUGUGGAACGCUCGUCGCGACUGGAGACGACGGAAAUGUGCAGUUUUUCGACAAGGUGGUGAGGUAGAAUCUUACAGCAUUGGAGAAUAUGAAAAUUGCACUUUCUUGUGAAAGAACGAGCUGCCCCCGAGAAAAAACAAAAACGUUCUUGCAGAACCAGAGCCUCAAUAUAGUGAGAGUCUCUCCCGUUGUUCAUUUAUGUCGGUCUUUUUGAUUUUAAUUUUUGCGAUUCGCUGUGUAUCGUUGUAGCAUAGCUCCUGAUUUGGAUACCAUAUCUUCGUUCAUUUUACACUAUCCAGAGCACAGGCGCAGCCUGAUAUGCUGUGUCUAUUCGAAGCGAGUUACACCGAGAGCCGUCUUUGUCUUUUGUUCGAGUUUAGCUUGGAGUUGAAGAAUGAUUGCGAGAGAGUAAACAAAACUACCAAAUAGGCGAAUUUAUCCAAAGGAACUGCAGAGGCUUGUCGUUCGCUUGAUUUCGUGUGAUGUGAUUCGUGUUGAAAAAAUAUUUCACAUAUGUUGGUUGCACUUCGUGUUUAUCCUUCAGCAUCUUUGAGAGUGUGGACGCGAAUCCUCGUCCCGUGCACUUUUAAAAUUUAAAAAUUAGGGCUGUUUUUUGGGUAAAGUGGUUCCGCGCAAUUUUGGGCUACCAGGGUGGUCGUUGGUGGGUGUAGAUGUACAUUGGAGGGUGGCGCACAAUGUGGGUGGUAGGCGAGGGGCUUGCCCGUCUUCUCUGGAGAUGCGAAGCGGUCUGCGCCUCUUCGCAUCCCCGCACAUGCACCGCUGGCUCGAAGAAGUAGAUCGUUUGUCGAGGGCCGGGAGAUGAUGUUCGUGGUUUCGAACACGAACGUCAUCUCCUGCAGGUCCGAAGCAAACAUUUCGGGAUGUCCGGCACUGGAUGUUCGCGUGAAGCGGAGCCGGAAUCUUCCGGUUCCGCUUCCGGUUUUGGCGUCCCGAGUUCUUCUAUUUCGUCUUCUAAAAUCACAAAAUCGCGACUUUGUGUGUGAUUUCGCCUGUAUGGCAGUUUUAGAGGAUUUUUAGAAGUCCGAAAACUGCCAUGCCGGCGGAAGAAUUAGAGGAUUUUUAGAGGACGAAGUUAGAGGAUAUUUUAGAAGCCUUUUUAGAGGCUGUUUUAGAAGCCGGUUUUAGAGACCGGCUUUAGAGACCGGCUUUAGAGACCGGUUUUAGAGACCGGUUUUAGAGACCGGCUUUAGAGGCCGGCUUUAGAGACCGGUUUUAGAGGCCGACUUUAGAGGCCAGUUUUAGAGGCGGGAAUUAGAGGCGGAAAUGAGAGAAGGGCUUUAGACGUCGGAACUAAAGGUCGGGCUUUCGAAGGUUGUUGUGAUCGCCGCGUUGGAAGGGCGUGUUGCGAUCGUCCUGGCGGGUUUCUGGUUUGGGAGUGGUUGUCUUGAUUUCUUGUUGCACCCCGUCGCCUCAUCGUAAGUCUCCUGCCAUCGGGUUGUCUGCGUCGCCGGGCCGGCGGCUCUCUCUCCUCCUCUUUCUUCCUGGGUAGUGUGGGCGCCUUUUUUUGAUUUGAUUCCCACCCGAUCCGCGGAUGGGGCAAAUGGGUUGGGCUUUUUUUUUCAAAACCGGAAAAAUUAGAAGUCUUUUAGAAAGGCAAACCGCCCGGGCGUUUUCCGCAUGAAGGCCCAGAAAAAAAACCCGCCCCACGCCCGAUCGGGGCCCUUAUUGCUGCCAAUUCUUGGCGCUGUUGUUCGACCAAGCAUGGUCGCCUCGUCGCCAACUACAUCAACUUCGAACGACCGAAAAGUUGGGAAUCACGAUUAUUCUUGGUUUUUUUCGUGUCCCGUUUUGCAUUUUGUCCGUUCAUAUGGUUGCACUUCGUGUUUAUCCUUCAGCAUCUUUGAGAGUGUGGACUCGAAUCCUCGUCCCAAAAAACGAUAAACAGGUCGCAACGUGUGGCCGAGGACUUGCUCCUCGCCCUGGAGUUUUCGAAGGCGGGCUCGAUUGACGAGGUCAGAGCGUCCCGCGCGAUCAAAUACAUCGAUCUGACCCUGGACGACGAGAAGGCGCAGGCGAGGGUGGCGAAGGCCCCACUGAUGGAGAUCGAUGCGGUCUACAAGGACUCCUUCAACUACCACCUGGGCGACUCGAAAAUCUCCUGCGCGCUUACGCACAAGAACGCGCUGCUGAAUCACCAGAAGAACAAGGACAAACUCAAGACCCUUAAGAGCCCGCAGCUGAUGCUGAUCACCGAGCAGGCCGACAACCUGCGCAACAACUGCAGCAAGUUUCUCACCAACAUUGAAGCGGGCAAGCUGGUAGCCCUGGCCAAUGAUAUCGGGAUCAUCAAGGAGCAGGCCAAUCGGGAGCAAAAUAACAAGCGCAAGAGAAACAAUGCGACGAAGAAGAAGGACGACGCCGUUAUUGUGGACGAAGAUGAUGAGCCGGACACCAACAAGAAGGGCGGUGCAAAGCGGGUCAAGAAGAUCACCAAUGCGGACGUCGCGGUGGUGGCAGCGAAGAUGAAGGACCUGCAGAAGUCGAAGAAAAACGCCGGCGGAAAUGCAUCUUCUUCCAGCAGUGGCAGUACUGCGGUGUUCAAAAAGGGCGGCAAGAACAAAGAUCUUUUUGAAAGCAAGGUCGCCGGUCUCUUCGACUAG